Molecule: messenger RNA, 1645 nt
Organism: Melanotaenia boesemani (Boeseman's rainbowfish)
Lineage: Eukaryota; Metazoa; Chordata; Actinopteri; Atheriniformes; Melanotaeniidae
Gene: capza1a
Product: capping actin protein of muscle Z-line subunit alpha 1a
Exons: 10
Coding region: 69-926 (285 amino acids)
Biological process (GO): barbed-end actin filament capping; actin cytoskeleton organization
Cellular component (GO): F-actin capping protein complex; actin cortical patch
Molecular function (GO): actin filament binding
Source: RefSeq, a predicted model, not a curated record
GGAGGAGACCCACACAUACCUGGCAACAUCCACCCACCGUUGCUUUGUUAACGCUUCAUUUAAUCAAGAUGGCAGAUUUCGAAGAGCUCAGCGAUGAGGAGAAGGUCCGCAUUGCAGCUAAUUUUGUGAUGCAUGCUCCUCCAGGGGAGUUCAGUGAAGUUUUCAACGAUGUGCGACUUCUGCUCAACAAUGACAAUCUUCUCAGGGAAGGUGCAGCUCAUGCCUUUGCCCAGUACAAUAUGGAUCAGUUCACUCGUGCCACAAUUGAUGGAUAUGAAGAUCCAGUUUUGAUAACGGAGCAUGGAGACCUGGGAAAUGGACGCUACUUUGACCCUCACAAUAAGAUUUCGUUCAAGUUUGACCACCUGAGGAAGGAAGUUAGUGACCCCCGCCCUCAUGAGGGUGAGGUAGCUCUCCGGUCAUGGAGAGACGCCUGUGAUUCUGCUCUGCUGACCUACGUCAAAGAGCACUACCCCAGUGGAGUCUGCACUGUUUAUGGGAAGACAAUCGAUGGCCAGCAGACCAUUAUUGCUUGUAUCGAGGGCCAUCAAUUUGAGCCUAAAAACUUCUGGAACGGACGCUACAGGUCUGAGUGGAAAUUUAGCGUCUCACAGUCUACAGCACAGGUGGUUGGAGUCUUAAAAGUACAGGUACAUUAUUAUGAGGAUGGGAAUGUGCAGCUGGUCAGCCAUAAAGAUGUACAGGAAUCACUAACUGUUUCUAAUGAGAGCCAGACUGCAAAGGAGUUGGUGAAAAUAAUUGAGGAAGCAGAGAAUGAAUACCAGGUAUCCAUCACUGAGAACUAUCAGACCAUGUCAGACACCACCUUCAAAGCCUUACGUAGACAGCUCCCAGUGACUCGCACCAAGAUCGACUGGAACAAGAUUCUCAGCUACAAGAUCGGCAAGGAGAUGCAGAGCACCUAGAAAAUCCAGUCUGUCGGGGUGAUGACAAACUGAGUUGUAGGUUCCAUUGGGCUGUAAGAUGGGAUGCCUUCAUUAAAAAAAAUAUCAACAUUGUGUUACUUUUACUUAUUUGUAAACAUAUAUUUUUAUUUUUUAACAAAUAAUGCCUUUUGGUGACACUGAACGUUUGGCUGGCUCCUGCCAUCCAAAUUCUCACAUAAAAUACUCGCAUGUUUCUGAUCCCUCUGCGCUUCAAAAGGACGCAUCCUCCAAAAGCUCUUCCUCAUUUCUCAUGUAGCAACUAAUCUUUACUUUCUAUAAUGUAUAACUUUCAUUUGAAAGCUUCAAAUACCUCUAUAUUUCUUUUUCCUUCUAUUUCUUUUUAAUAAACAGAAGGCAAACCAAUAUAUGCAAUUUGAAUUGUUACCUGAUUGGAAACGUCCAUUGAAUCACAGUCAAGACAUUUUUGUUUUUUUGUUUUUUAACUUAAUGCAUUCCUGAAACUUUGCAAAGUUGUAACCUGUAGCAUAACUUUCUUUUUCUUCUUUUGUUUUUGUCCCAUUCUUCAACCAGAUUUUGUCCUUCCUCUUGAGAUUUAAUUGUUUCAUUUCUUUCUGACAUGUGGACUAAUGAUCUGUGUCCUCUUGCCAGCUGUUUGCCUUUAGCUUGUGCUAUAUUUUUUAUACAAACUGUAAGUACAAUUAUUAUUAAUGAAAUAAAAAAUAUUCCUCCAAAUGUUA